GUAGAUAUCCCAGUCUGCCUCGUCGAGGAGUUUGUCGUAUUCGUGAAGUUCGUCGGCGGAGAGGGUGUCAAGGUUUUUCUUUGCGAAGGUGGAGAGAAGGAGUUCCGUUUCGAGGAUACCGCGCUGUGCACCACCAGUUAGUCUCUCGAGAGUUUGGGAGGAGCAGGUUGGAGCUGAGGUACCUUGCGGGAUUGGUAGAGCAUUCUACGACGCUUCUGCUCGAUACUCUCUCCGUGUCUCGGCACCGGCGCAUGCGGCUUCAAACUGUCAAGGUCCGGCUCGAUGAUCCUCUGCCUCUCCGCACCCAACGGAAACGGAUCACCACCAGUCAGUCCCUUCCCAGCCUCAACCUCGACCCUAGUAGUCUUGGCCUCCAAUUCCUUCACGUCGGGAGGCGGGGCACGGACAUUGCCAGCAUCUGGACCAGGAGCCAUGGGGAAGGGGGACUUGGACGAUCCAGGGACUUCACGGAGGUGAACGGGCUCCUUCUGUUGGUCGACGUUCUUCUUGCUGCCCUUGAAGGUGGGAUCAUCGGGGAACUCGGAGGAAGCACCAGUGCGGAGGGGCGAAUUGGAGGAGGUGCCGACCUUGGAGGGACCAGAGUUGAAGCGGAGAGCGGUGGCCUGGAUGGGACGAACUGCCAAGAGGCGACGAGCGAAGUUUUGGCGAAGCAUUUUGUUCUGAGUGUUUGUGAAUGUUCGAGGACGAAUUCGCCUGCGGAUCGAAGGAUAUAUAUCGGUGCCUGGAUGAGUACCCGUACAUCUUACAUCAUGUACGCACCCGCUCCCCAGGUCGGGAGGGAUGUGCCGUGAAGCUUUUUGCCAGCAGAUCAGAUGAAUUUCUACAGCUUUCCUAACUUUUGCAAGGCAAAAAGACGAUGACCCUUGGAGCGAGCUCGACCAGGCGUUCUGUC
Molecule: messenger RNA, 913 nt
Organism: Saitoella complicata NRRL Y-17804
Lineage: Eukaryota; Fungi; Ascomycota; Saitoellomycetes; Saitoellales; Saitoellaceae
Exons: 1
Coding region: 252-812 (186 amino acids)
Source: RefSeq, a predicted model, not a curated record